AUGUCUACUAAAGUUCGCAUCUUGUCAUCCGAUACUCCGCACUUGAAAUUGCUAGAGCAGCGUGCUGAGCAGGGACGCCAGGAAGUCCUUGAGCUCCGCAAUAAGGUUCAGGAAUUAAGCACUCAAAUAUGGAACCAGUAUCAAAGGAUGUGCGAAACAAAUGCCGAAUCAAUAUGCCUCGAAUUAGGGAUAGAGAAGCUGAAAUCGGUGAUCGUCGAUGAAACAGCUAUGAAAAUAAAUCUUCGGACCCAAAUUUUGGCCUCUCUGGGCUGUGACCUGGCUGAUGAAGGAUGUAUUGAGGCGAUCACAACAAGCGAAGUACCACAAAACUCUGUCUGCCCACAAGGGGAACUAUCGCAAGGCUCAGAAUCUAGCGCACCAUCCAAGUCUCCAUCUUGUAUACAGAAGGAAAUAAAUGACGAGGAAUUCAACGCAUUGCCGGAUACCAUUAAUUGCUUACAGGAAGAUGAGGAAUUGAGAACACCACUGAAAUUUCCUUCUUGCCUGCCAGAAGGAUUGGAAGAGGUAGAGCUAACGACGCUGUUGGCCAUACAAUGUACGGAGCUUCAGAAGAUGGCAGGAAGCUUGUCGGACGCGUCACUCUUCCAACAGUGCACUCGUUUAUGCGAUCUAGCGUACAAAAUGAAGUGA
Molecule: messenger RNA, 651 nt
Organism: Lentinula edodes (shiitake mushroom)
Lineage: Eukaryota; Fungi; Basidiomycota; Agaricomycetes; Agaricales; Omphalotaceae
Exons: 7
Coding region: 1-651 (216 amino acids)
Source: RefSeq, a predicted model, not a curated record